AUGAGAGGUCUAGUUACCUUGUCGCUCGCAGCUUGCGCUGUUGCGGCCCCGUCAUUCAGCACCGAGACCAUCCACGAUGGUGCUGCGCCUAUCCUUUCCUCCAACAAUGCUGAUGAAAUCCCCAACGCCUACAUCAUCAAGUUCAAGGAUCACGUCAGCGAGUCAUCCGCUUCGGACCACCACUCGUGGAUCCAGAAGAUCCAUGGCGAGCGUGAAGACGAGAGGGUGAUCGAGCUGCGCAAGCGCGGCGAGAUCCUCGGCGACGAUGUUUUUCGUGGCCUCAAGCACACGUACAAGAUCGGCAAUGGCUUCCUCGGCUACUCCGGCCACUUCGAUGACCGAGUCAUCGAGCAGGUUCGGAGGCAUCCUGAUAUCGAGUAUAUCCACCGGGAUACCAUUGUUCACACCAUGAGCUACAACAAGCAGGACAAGAAAGACGACUGCAGCCCCGAGACCGAGAAGAACGCCCCAUGGGGUCUGGCUCGUGUCUCUCACCGCAAGCAACUCAGCUUCGGUACCUUUAACAAAUACCUGUUCGCUGAUGACGGCGGUGAGGGUGUCGAUGCUUAUGUCAUCGACACUGGUACCAACAUCGAGCAUGUCGACUUUGAGGGCCGCGCUCACUGGGGCAAGACGAUCCCCAAGGACGAUGCUGAUGUUGACGGCAACGGCCACGGCACUCACUGCUCCGGCACCGUUGCUGGUAAGAAGUAUGGCGUUGCCAAGAAGGCCAACGUCUAUGCAGUCAAGGUUCUCAAGUCUAACGGAUCUGGUACCAUGUCUGAUGUCAUCGCUGGCGUCGAGUUCGCUGCCCAGAGGCACAUGGAUGAGGUCGCCAAGGCCAAGAAGGGCAAGCGCAAGGGCUUCAAGGGCUCUGUCGCCAACAUGUCUCUUGGUGGCGGCAAGACUACCCCUCUCGAUGCUGCCGUCAACGCUGCCGUCAACGCUGGUCUGCACUUUGCCGUCGCCGCCGGUAACGAUAACGCUGAUGCCUGCAACUACUCUCCCGCUGCUGCACAGAAGGCCAUCACCGUCGGUGCCUCGGAUAUCAACGACGCUCGUGCCUACUUCUCCAACUGGGGCAAGUGCACUGACAUCUUCGCUCCUGGCCUGAACAUUCAGUCCACCUGGGUCGGUUCCAAGUAUGCCGUCAACACCAUCUCGGGUACUUCGAUGGCCUCGCCCCACAUCUGCGGUCUCCUGGCCUACUACCUGUCCCUGCAGCCCUCCACCGACUCGGAGUACUCUGUUGCGCCCAUCACUCCCGAGAAGAUGAAGGCCAACAUGCUCAGCAUUGCCACCGUCGGUGCUCUCAGCGACCUGCCCAAGGACACCCCCAACCUGCUGGCCUGGAACGGCGGUGGCUGCAGCAACUACUCCGCGAUCCUGGAGCAGGGCAGCUACAAGAUUGACCGUGCCGAGGAGAAGGACGUCUACACCUCCGUCUCCGAGCUUGAGAAGGCUAUUGAGCACGACCUCAAGGUUGUCUCCGGCAAGGUUGUCCAUGGUGUCUCGUCCUUCACUGGCAAGGCUGAGAAGUUCUCCAAGAAGAUCCAUGACCUUGUCGAGGAUGAGCUCAAGGAGUUCUUUGAGGAGAUCACUGUCUAA
Messenger RNA from Thyridium curvatum, 1608 nucleotides. RefSeq lists its product as uncharacterized. Gene Ontology annotation, molecular function: serine-type endopeptidase activity. The transcript has 2 exons. Bases 1 to 1608 code for a protein of 535 amino acids. Gene Ontology annotation, biological process: proteolysis. NCBI's taxonomy places the organism in Eukaryota, Fungi, Ascomycota, Sordariomycetes, Thyridiales, Thyridiaceae. The record is from RefSeq and is a predicted model, not a curated record.